This is a messenger RNA of Caenorhabditis elegans, 4514 nucleotides long. RefSeq names its product Zygote defective protein 9 (gene zyg-9). Gene Ontology annotation, biological process: establishment or maintenance of microtubule cytoskeleton polarity; spindle organization; spindle elongation. NCBI's taxonomy places the organism in Eukaryota, Metazoa, Nematoda, Chromadorea, Rhabditida, Rhabditidae. The record is from RefSeq and is marked reviewed. Gene Ontology annotation, molecular function: microtubule plus-end binding; microtubule plus end polymerase activity; tubulin binding. The transcript has 10 exons. Bases 4 to 4251 code for a protein of 1415 amino acids. Gene Ontology annotation, cellular component: centrosome; spindle pole; cytoplasm.
AUAAUGUCCAAUUGGGAUUAUCUGGACGAGGUGGAUAUCCUUCCCAAACUUCCACCGAACUUCGAUGAGCUGCGAGAAUCCAAAAAAUGGCAGGAACGAAAAGAGGCAUUGGAAGCACUUCUCAAAGUACUCACGGACAAUGAGCGACUUUCAACAAAAGCUUCAUAUGCCGAACUUAUUGGUCAUCUGCAGAUGGUUCUAGCAAAAGAUGCAAACAUCAAUUGCCAAGCGCUUGCAGCCAAAUGCAUCGGAAAAUUCGCAACGGGAUUACGUGCAAAAUUCUCUUCUUUCGCAGGACCACUUCUUCCCGUCAUUUUCGAAAAAAUGAAAGAAAAGAAGCCGAUGCUCCGAGAACCUCUUGUAGACUGUUCCAAUGAAGUCGGCCGUACAAUGCAAUCUUUGGAAACUGGUCAGGAAGACAUUUUGGCGGCGCUGGCCAAACCAAAUCCUCAGAUCAAGCAACAGACUGCACUUUUUGUGGCUCGGCAGUUAGAUUUGGUGGUUCCAGCAAAACAACCAAAAGGAUUCAUCAAAGCUGUUGUGCCUGUGUUUGGAAAAUUGACUGGCGAUGCAGAUCAAGAUGUCAGAGAGGCAUCUCUUCAAGGUUUAGGAGCUGUUCAGCGCAUCAUUGGAGACAAAAACGUUAAAAAUCUCCUCGGCGAUGCUUCUUCCGAUGAAGGGAAAAUGAAAAAGAUUGGGGAAUAUGCUGAAAAAUCAACCGCUAGCUUCGCAGAAGAACAAGCUAAAAAUGCUCCACCAGUCGCUCCCACUUCUUCGACACCUUCGGCAAGUGCUGCUUCGGGAGAUCCAUCCGGCGGAACAGCAACUGCUGUUGUUUCAUCUGGAGCUCCAGUUGCGGAAGCCGAUCCUUGGGAUUUUCUUGACGCUUUCGACGUACUUUCCAAAAUGCCCGACGGUUUUGAUACCAACAUCGAAAGCAAGAAAUGGCAGGAACGAAAAGAAGCGCUUGAAGGUUUGCUUCAAUUGAUCACAGCGAAUCCGAAGCUCGACCCAAAGGCAAACUAUGGCGCACUCGUUGAGAGAUUGCAGAAGGUCCUCGAGAAAGAUGCAAAUAUCAAUGUGGCUGCACUAGCGGCCAAUUGUAUAACUGGUAUUGCUAAUGGUCUCCGUACGAAGUUCCAGCCGUUUGCUGUGUCUGUGACUCCAAUCAUUUUUGAGAAGUUCAAAGAGAAGAAACCAACUCUACGUGAUCCGCUGGUUGCUUGCAUUGAUGCAGUUGUUGCAACCACAAAUCUCGAAGCAGUUGGAGAAAUCGUACUCGCAGCGCUCGGAAAACCAAAUCCAAGCAUUAAGACUCAAACGGAUCUUUUCCUUCAACGAUGCUUCAUGAAACUGAAUUCACAGACCAUGCCGAAGAAGACUUUGAAGACGCUGAUCCCGUCGUUGAUAAAACAUUCUGGUGAUUCGGAUUCGGAAGUUCGUGAAGCAUCAUACGCUGCAAUGGGAGCAAUGAUGAGAGCCAUUGGAGAAAAACCUUCUCUGCAACUUCUCGCCGAUAUUGCAUCGGAUAAUCUGAAAAUGAGCAAAAUCAAGGAGUUUCAUCAGAAGGCGUUGGAUGAAGCUGGGCCCGCAGAGAUUGCUGAAAUGGUCAAAUCGAUUCACAAAGCAGAUGCUCCGCCAGCUGCUGCACCACCGAAAAAAACAGCUCCACCGAAGAAACAACCGGAAGAUGAGGAAGUGGUCGAGGAAGAGGAUGAGCCCCUGAAACCACCACCAGGCGAUAAGAAGAAGAAAGUUCCCGUGAAGGAGAACGAAGAAAACGAGCCUCCCGUUGUUGCACCAAAAGCCGAACUUUUGCUCAGUGACAACGAGGAUAAAAAGCAACGAAUCAAGGAAGAGAAGCAAUUAAAAUUAGUCAAAUGGAAUUUCCAAGCUCCGACUGAUGAACAUAUCUCGCAACUUCAAACCCUGCUCGGAAACCAAGCGAAAGUGUCUCUAAUGAGUCAACUUUUCCACAAAGAUUUCAAGCAGCAUCUUGCGGCUCUUGAUUCUCUGGUUCGCCUUGCCGAUACAUCUCCUCGAUCUCUUCUAUCCAACAGCGAUCUUCUAUUAAAAUGGUGCACUUUGCGAUUUUUCGAGACCAACCCGGCCGCACUUAUCAAAGUUUUGGAAUUGUGCAAAGUUAUUGUGGAGCUAAUUCGGGAUACAGAAACUCCAAUGUCACAAGAAGAGGUGUCUGCAUUUGUUCCAUACUUGUUAUUGAAGACAGGAGAAGCCAAAGACAAUAUGAGAACUUCUGUCAGGGAUAUUGUCAAUGUACUUUCAGAUGUUGUCGGUCCACUCAAGAUGACACCCAUGCUACUUGAUGCGCUGAAGUCGAAAAACGCUCGCCAACGUUCCGAGUGUCUGCUAGUCAUUGAAUACUACAUUACAAAUGCUGGAAUAAGUCCGCUGAAAUCGUUAUCAGUCGAAAAAACAGUUGCUCCAUUUGUUGGUGACAAGGAUGUCAACGUCCGAAAUGCUGCUAUCAAUGUUCUCGUGGCUUGUUUCAAAUUUGAAGGUGAUCAAAUGUGGAAAGCAGCAGGAAGAAUGGCAGAUAAGGACAAGUCGUUGGUUGAGGAAAGAAUAAAACGAACAGGAGUGAAACCGGGAUCUGGUGUUGUCACCUCGCCGCCAACUGGAGGACCCAAAAUUUUAGUGCCACAACAACAGGGUUCGGUUGUUCGUCGUCCUGCUUCUCGAUCUCGUACUCGUGAACCUGAACCAGAAGAAGUUCAAAGCGACACCUUCACUAUACGACAAGACACAAUGCCUCCAAAAACUUCAUCUCGCUAUGCACUUCGUGACGACGUCUUUUCGUCAGCCAUGGGCCGUCUUGAUGGCACUCAAGUCAUCACUCCACCACAACCUGUCAAUGGCUGGUCAAACAAUACCUUCCAAAUGAAGCGGACCAAUUCUUCAUCGUCGAUUUCCUCCAUAGACACUUCUGAUCAAAUCCAAAGAAGCAUCAACAAUAUUUCGAGCAGUCUUGCAGAUGUUGCUCAAGAUGCUAUGUUCCAGGUCACUUAUGUUCUUAAUCAACCUGAACAACGUCAUCUUGUUGAUCGACGUGCCGAUUUGGUGUUUCGUGCAUCUGCUGCUCAAUUAGAUUUGGUGAUUGAAGAAUUCAAUGCUGGACGAGAUGUCAGUGGAACUAUGGACGCUUGUACGCAAAUGCUUUUCAUUUUGAUGGGAGGAGUCGAAACUGAGCACGGCCUUGAGCCACUUAAUGCGUCCCCCGACACAGUCAAAGCCAUCAUCUCUUCGGUCCUCAGAUGUAUCAUCCAAAUCGGUAACACAGAGUCCGGAUACGGAAUGGCAAGAUCUCUCAAUCGACUGGCAAUGCGAUUAAUCUACAGAGUUGAGCUGUCUAAUCUGUUGUGCGGAUUGAUUCUGGCAAUGACUGAAUCACUUCAAAUGAACACCGGUAUAACCGAACUUGUGUCGAAGCUCUCGUCGAAAUGGUGUGAUGAACUUGAAAAGAGAAGAGCUCAACUGAGAGCCUCGGAUAUAGUCGACUCAUUCAAUGCUUUCUACGUUUGUGCACUCACAGAACUUAAAAUGGACAUCAGCGAUUCACACAUUUUGAUAGUUGAUAACUAUUUGGAGCGGGUUAUCCUUCAGCAAGGAGACGUCGUCUUGGAUGCUGCCCGUCGUCUUUCUCGACCACAUAUGCACUUGACCAGUAUGAUCAACAAGAUUUUACAAAUGAUGAGAGAACGAAAAAUUGAUCCUAUCAUGCCUGGAACAUUGGAAGCCAGAAUGCCACAAGAGGAUGAAGCAGUUGUAGUGCGAAGCGGCGUUCAAGUUUCGAUCGACAAUAUUCUGCGUGAUACCUCGAUGGCAGUUAAACAUAUUGAGCAACUGAAUAUUCUCAUUGCAUCCAGUGACCGAUCUUGGAAUGAGUAUAUGGAAUAUCUCAAAAAUAAUCCAAUGGGAGAGCUCAUCAAGGAGCUAGUCGGCGAGUGUUCCAGAAAGAAGAGGAUUGACUUUAACCUCUCUCAUGUCGUUAAAUCGUCAAUGGCAGUUUUCAAAGCCAUGGCAGCUACUGGUCCUGUUCAAGAGGAAGGUAGAAUAACUCCAACAGAUAUAAACAGAAUGGAUACUAUGAUUGUUGGAACACCUCUAUCUCGUGGAGACGCAACCAUCACUCGUGCGCGUGGAAACAUGAUCCGUCCAAAGAGAACCACAUUGAGCCGAGACCAAAUGGCGAACAUUCGUCAUACACUGGACAGAGUCAAAAAUCAUUGAUAAUUUUAUCCCUGCCCCUUAAAGUGCAUAACACGAAAAUAACGAGUAAUUUCUUACACCCGCAUUUUUACUGGUAUUUUUUAGCUCUAUGCUUCAAUUUUAUUUGCUUGUGAAAUGUAUUUUGUAUUGUAAAAUCAUUUUGAUUACCAGAAGAAUUUACUGAUCUGGAACUUUAAUUUAUUGAUUGAUAUUCGUGGAAGAGCUCGGAAGUAUUUCAGUUUUUUAGCGCUUAUUUCAUUCCCGGAAAUAAAUUUAUUGUUUAA